AAAAUCUAUCAUUUUUAGCUCAACCGAUUGCUUGUUGCUCAAGGCAAGCAUCCAAAAAUAAUAAUUCCCAGGUCGAAAGCAGCAAGCAAACAUGUCGAUGAUCUUUAACACGGAGUGGGGCUACCUAGAGGCCCUGACGCGGGGCUUUAAGAACGGCAUGCUAAAGCAGUCGGACUACCUGAACCUCACCCAGUGCGAGAGUCUCGAGGACGUGAUGAUCAGCAUCCAGGGCACGGACUACGGCCUCAUCUUUGGUGGAGACUUUUCCCAACCGAGUGUGGAGGUGAUCGAGAAGGCCCUGAGGGACCGCAUGCUGCAGCAGUUCUACUAUAUACGUAGCCAUUCGACGGAACCGCUGUCCACGUUCCUGGAGUACAUCCGCUAUCCAUAUAUGAUAGACAACGUAGCGCUUCUGAUCGCGGGCCUGAACAACCACCGACCCAUGAAACGCCUGUUGAAGAUGUGUCAUCCCUUGGGUUUUUUCGACCAACUUGCUGCCAUCGAAGUGGCCACGAAUUCCGCAGACCUCUUUGACGCCAUCCUGAUUGACUCACCAAUCGCCCAGUUCGUCCCGAACAAUCUGCCCUGGGAGCAUCUGAGUCACAUCGAUGUGGAGAUCGUGCGAGCCACUUUGUACCGGGAGUACCUGGAAAACUUCUACGAAUAUUGCCGCAAGCUGGGUGGCAACACCGCUGACGUAAUGACCAAUCUGUUGUCCUUCGAGGCGGAUCGUCGAUCCAUCACCAUAGCGGUGAAUGCGAUCGACAGCGAUAUAAGUCCAAAAGAACGGCUUAAGAUGUUUCCCACCUGCGGUUUCUUACCCAAGAUAGCCCUGGCCAGUAUGUCCACCUUGAAUGAUAGUGAGAAAAUACGGGACGUGUGUAACAUGUUCGAGGGAUACGGCAAGAUGUUCGACAACUUUGAGCGGGACACCGAUGGCAUGAUCACGCUGGAGGACCGUUUUCUCAUGAUGGAAGCCAAGAAAAACGUGCAGACCUUCCUGCAGCAGUUCCACUUUGGGGUCUUCUACUCGUUCAUGAAGCUCAAGCAAUUGGAGUGUCGGAACAUCGUCUGGAUCAGCGAGUGCAUUUCUCAGCGCCAAACGGAAAAAAUCAACGCCUACAUUCCCAUACCAUUUGACUAAAGUUAUUCCCUUUUCAUUCCACGUUACUCUAAUUUUAUGUAUGUGAACCUUUAUUUUGUCUUUUACUUUUGAUAAUUAUUCUUAAAUGAUGGUUUGUUUGGAAAUGCGUUCUAAAAUUUUAAA
Drosophila elegans is the source of this 1267-nucleotide messenger RNA. It is a transcript of the gene VhaAC39-2, whose product is annotated as probable V-type proton ATPase subunit d 2. The transcript is spliced from 2 exons. The record is from RefSeq and is a predicted model, not a curated record. Gene Ontology annotation, molecular function: proton-transporting ATPase activity, rotational mechanism. NCBI's taxonomy places the organism in Eukaryota, Metazoa, Arthropoda, Insecta, Diptera, Drosophilidae. Gene Ontology annotation, biological process: vacuolar transport; proton transmembrane transport; vacuolar acidification. Gene Ontology annotation, cellular component: lysosomal membrane; early endosome; vacuolar proton-transporting V-type ATPase complex. The coding region runs from base 92 to 1144 and encodes 350 amino acids.